Messenger RNA from Thermothielavioides terrestris NRRL 8126, 3576 nucleotides. RefSeq lists its product as uncharacterized. The record is from RefSeq and is a predicted model, not a curated record. Gene Ontology annotation, biological process: protein desumoylation. Gene Ontology annotation, cellular component: nucleus. The transcript has 2 exons. Gene Ontology annotation, molecular function: deSUMOylase activity. Lineage: Eukaryota; Fungi; Ascomycota; Sordariomycetes; Sordariales; Chaetomiaceae. Bases 1 to 3576 code for a protein of 1191 amino acids.
AUGCCUGCCCAAGCCCCAACGCCGCGGACCACGCGCAAUAGCCGUGGUCUGAGAAGACCUUCCGGCAUCGCGCCGGACGAUUCCUGCCUGGGCGAUUCCGCCCGACCCCAGAGCGACUUCAACCGCCGCAGUCUAACGCUUGUUGCGCAGUUGGCGCGUCUCCCCAUCCGCCUCGCCCCUCCCGCCCCUCCCGCGACGCCCGCCCCGCCCGCCCCUCCCGCCGCUUCCGCUCUCCCCGCCCCUCCUGCCCCUCUCGCGGCCGCCCGGCCGCCCAUCUUCCCUCCGCCGGUCGUUCUCGCCCCCCCGACCCGGUUCGUCUCCUCCCCGCCGCCCGCUCCCGCGCCGCCAGCCCCCGCGACGCCGGUGAGGUACCGGCAACGGUACCUCACAAGAUUUAUCGACGUAACACCGUCGACCUUGCCCGCUCCGACCCCCGCCAGCCCCGGGGAGGAGACCCGCUACUUCCGCCUACGCCGCGACGCGGAAGGCGAGGAGAGAUUCGCUCGGGAGUUGUGGAUUGCGAUCCGCAACGACCACCACAUGAGAGGUUGUUGGUGCGGCCCGCCCAACAUUUACAGCUCAAGAGAAGAAGCCGAGGCCGCAGCCGGCCACCUCCGCUUCUACGUCGUGGGCACCGGACCCAAGAACCUGCGCGUCCUCCAGAAGAAGGACGACCUCCGUUGGCACUGCAUCUGCGGUAACAACGAGUACCACGAGGUCUACAAGGGCCUCCUCAACAAAAACGGAAAGCGCCCGGCUGAAGAUUGCGAAGUCGAUCUGAUAGCCCAAAACCAGGGCUCAAAGGACGACGGCAAAUCUGUCGAUCGAGUCGUGCCUGCCCCCGAGGAGCCCAUCCCCGCGGAGGAGGAAUCUUCUCGGGCUCCGGAAACUCCCCAAGAAGAGGCCCCCGCACCUGCCCGAUCGAUGUGGGCGCGAACAUUCGGCAUCAUCGGCCGCGCUGUCGCAACAAUGGGCAGCCCUCUCGCGACCCUCUACGGCAAGCUCCGUCAUCAAUUCCGCGGCGAUGCCUACGAGACCGUGGACACUCGCCGAAAAGCUCCCGACAAUGACAACAUCGUUGUCAAGAGAGUGAAGCGCCGGGCGCCGACUUCACCGACCAACCAGGACGGGGAUGUCGGCUUUGACCGCCUUAUCUGGACCGACGACCCCACCAAGCGCAUCGGCCUCGACCGGAUCCAACAUCUCGCGAGGAUCUUCGCGACCCAACUCGACAGCAUCCAGACCGGCAACCUCAUCGGCGGUCCAUCUGUUGCAGCCAUCCAGAUGCAGAUCCAAGACGGCCAGGACCUCGCCGCCAGCAUUGGCAUUCACAUGUUCCGGGAAUUCAGACACGGACCUGUGUUACCAGACGAGUCCGACGAGGAGAGAGCCGAAAAGCUGAUCGACACCCUGAAGAAAUAUGAGGAGCGCCUCAGAUUGGGCAUCGAAUUCAUGCAGAUUGUAUACGACCGCGAGCUGUUUGAGGAUCUGAAAAAGACCUACCCCACGCCGCCGCGCCGCCUGCCACUGGGCUCCAGCAUGUUCAGGCAAAACACGGGGAUGUUGGGCGAGUUUCUGUGCUUCCUCCGCUCGCUUGACAGCGUGUGCAAGAUCGACAAGGCCACACUCGAGACCAUCUGCAUGAUGAUUGUGGACGCUAAUGCCAUCCACAAACAAGAGAUGGUGCCAAGCUAUGUCGAGUUGGAGGAACACCCGACCGAGAACAUGCCUGGAUUCUUUCCCGAGGAGCCCAAGCCGCCUGUCAUGGAGGAUAUUCCCGCGGAUGAGCUCGAUAUCCAACCUUUCUACGACUUCAAGUUCCCGGAACCUGGACCCUGCGACUGGGAGGAGCAGAUCAAUCCUGGCGACUACCGAUUGGUGCCAGAGCCGAAGGGUAUCCUCAAGCCGUCGAAAGAGUGGGGGCAUCCGACUUCGCCCAGAUACGUCGCAACUCCAGAAAAGAAGAGGAAGCUUGCCUUCAAAAGCCCGGUAUCCCAGUUCAUCCCACCGGCGCAUAUCCCUGCCAGGAUCAUGACCCCCCGGCAGGCAGAUCGGAUCCUCAAGGCGAAGCUCAAGGCAGAGCUGCUCCGUGACGAACACUCGGCCCGCGUGUUUGAGGCCAGUAGAACCGUUACGGCGGUUCGGGAGCCGCACGACACAUCCAUCCAUUUCAAAGAAAAGGGCAGCCCUGAAGAUCUAGAACCUGAGGAGAGGGCAUUAGAGAGAGAGGACAGGGAGAUGGGACUCACUCAUUAUUCCCGAAAGUAUGGCCGCUUCCUCAACCGCCUCUAUGACGACCUGGAGAAGCGGGCAGAGGCGGCCGAACAGAACCGUCUGAAGACGACGGUCAACCUCCCCCCUCGAAGACGCAUGGUGCGGAUCCCGCUCCCUCCUCUUCCCUCAACCCCCGAACCUCGCCGGCGUGCAGCCCACCUUUUCGAGGACGACACUAGCAGCUCUGCUAGCUCCAGUCCCGGUAUCAAUCCGCUGAUGCGCCCCAAGGAGGAGGAGCAACCUGCCAAACCUGCCGAAAAGAAGCCCGCCCCCCGCACUCUGGAAGAGUUCUUUGCGGAAGACGAGGACGAUUUGGCCAUCUCCACCACGAAGCUCGAGGAGCUGUUGCUUGAGCGUCAAAUCCGGGAAGAGUUCGAGGCAGGCGUUCGGCGCAGCAUCGAGGAGAAGCGGAAGCGCGAAGAGGAAGAAGCUCUCCGCGAAAAAUUCCUGCAACAAGAGCAAGAACGUCGUCGCAUUGAAGAGGAACGUCGUCGAGAGCAGGAAGCCCAGCGGAGGGCGGAAGCCGAGCAAUUCGCUGCGCUUACCGGGCUGAGACAGCCUGCUCGACCUCUCAUCACCGCUCUCUCCGAGGACUGGAACAUCAGAGUCGCAAAUGCGGCCAGAGCGAACCCCACCGCCGAGCUGGUCAAGACCUUAGAAGGCCAGCCGCUUACCAGGCGCGAUUUCGAAGAGAAGCUGCUGCCGCCCACUGCAUGGUUGAACGACAACGUCAUCAUUGGCUCGAUCCUGCACGUUGCAGACUACGUCAACCGAGCGAAGGGUGCGACAGACCAGGAGCCCAAGUGUGCCGCUUUUACGUCCUACUUCUGGCCUCGCCUCCUCUCUCAUGGGCCGGGUGGCUGCGGUCGUCUUCUGCGGAGAGCCGGCGUCCGCAAAGCAAACCUUCUUAACAUCGACACAAUUCUCAUCCCCAUCUGCGACCAAUCCCACUGGACCCUGGCUGUGAUCCGUCCCGAGAAGAGGACAGUCUCUCACAUCGACUCGAUGCGUGGCGGCAGUGGCGACGAGAGCGUCAAGACCAAGCUGCUUGAGCUGGUGCGCUUCAUUCUCGAGGACCAGUUUGUGGAGGCAGAGUGGCGCGGUGUCGAUUAUGAAGCCCCGCGCCAGACCAAUGGCUGGGACUGCGGCGUCUUCACGAUUACGAAUGCCAUGUGCAUGGCCCUGGGCUUGAACCCCAAGUUCUCUUACACCGAGAGCGAAAUGACACUGCAGCGGAGACGACUGGCGGCGAUGCUGCUGAAUGAGGGAUUCAAGGGCGAAUUCAGCCUUGACGGGUACUGA